Molecule: messenger RNA, 5937 nt
Organism: Pisolithus orientalis
Lineage: Eukaryota; Fungi; Basidiomycota; Agaricomycetes; Boletales; Pisolithaceae
Product: rho GTPase activating protein 22
Exons: 18
Coding region: 1-5937 (1978 amino acids)
Biological process (GO): regulation of GTPase activity; small GTPase-mediated signal transduction
Cellular component (GO): cytoplasm
Molecular function (GO): guanyl-nucleotide exchange factor activity
Source: RefSeq, a predicted model, not a curated record
AUGCCACCGCGACGGGGUGCUAGCUCGCUGAGCCCGCACGACGCACCCCCGUCCUCGACGCCAGCCUCACCCGCGAACCCACACUUCCCUCCAUUGCGCUCCAAUUCUCCCUCGGGACUGACCCAAUUCUUAUCCAAACCUUCCAAGUGGUUUGGAAGGAAACCUCUCGAUACGCGUGCCGUAUCUGCCGCCAAUGAAGCCCCGCUCCAGCAUCAAUGCCAGCAGAUCCGUUGCCGACCUCAUCUUUGCAUCCAAAACAAUCGCUGGACGUUCUCCACGUACCCUCUUCCCCGUCCCGUUCAAAUCGACCGAGUACAAGUGGCGGUCUCGGUGACCUUCGGGCAAUUUCGAGCAAAGCAUGGUCAAGACACUCCGUUCCAUGACCGUGUCCGGGAGUAUCGCAACAGGAGCAACAGCAGCGCCACACUUCAGCCUGUUUCGCCAAGUGACAGCGCUGCAUCUGCCAGCCCUACGCAUCGCCCAUUUCCUUCUACUGCAUCGACUGUUCCUCUUUCGUCUUCACCUCCAAGCGAUCAGCCUCCUCUUGCAGAACCUAGUAUUUCCAUCUCCGUGUCUUCACCAACCACAGAGACAUUCGCUGCCGAUGAGCCUUCGACCCCUACUACGCGCAUACACUCGUUUGCGCCACGGUUGCCCACGAAACUGUCCGCAUCCAAGCUAAAUCUUCCCGCCACCAGCCCAAAGCGAAAGGAAUCUGGCGACUCCAUGAAAGAUGGUGUUGGCAACAUCAGCACUAUAGUCUACAGCUCUGGCUUUCUAAAUCGCAUGGCGGAUGCGCCACUGGUGAACACACAGUCACGGCCCUACAGUACUGCGUUGAACUUCACUCUGGCUAAGGGGUGGAAGCCUUUCAAGUCAGAGCUGAAGGGAUCGAAGUUGUAUUUCUACAAACCGCCGAGCGACAGGAGUGCGGCCGUCAAGGAGCUGUUUCCUACUGGCAUCGUUCCUCCAAGUUCUGAAGAGGAAGUCGUCACCGAAACCGAGCCAUCUGAAGAAGGGGGAAGGACCUCGCGAAAUAGAGAAGAAGGCACCAUUGGAAGGAAGAAGCGGGCUUACUGGGGCAGACGGACUCACCCACAGCUCAUCGUUGGUGAGGGCGGUGUUGAAAAAGGAACUUUCGAAGCCCUCAUUCACGAAGCCGUGUUUGCGACGACGUUCGUGCUGCCGCUCAGCGAUGAAGAAAAUUUCGAUCAACUUGAACUAGGUGAGGACAGGAGAAAGCCAGGCUGGAAGGACCUGUCCGCUGCCGUCCUUCUUUGCCUUCCUACACAAGUGGACCGGUCCAAAUUCGAGAGCGAAUUCACUCGUUGUUGUAUGAACUUGGUGAACGGUGCAGAUGAUGACACCAAGGAAGUUGAACGAGCCAGGGUAACCUGGCUCGCCCAGGAGUACCUCAGAUACCACAAGAUACCAAGUGAUUUACCUGGAUGGGAGGAAUUUAAAUCCGCCAUUAUACCCGAUUUUGUCGCAGAACCAACAGACGAACCCUCGGCAACAAAACACGAAGCCACCGAGGGGGUAUAUGCGCAGUCUCCGGGUUCUCCUCGACCUCAGGGGGGACCAAAGAUGGCGUCAUUGAUCGAAGCACUGGGAACGCCAAGUCGUGUCCUCCCCGCUUCUCCUUCCAGCAAGACAUUGAAUCCCAAGCAGCAGCGUCCUCAGAUUCCAUUCUCCGAGCCAGACGAAAAGAGCAAGGGUUGGUCAACGCUGGUUCGUGAUGGCUUCACCCGCGAAGUCUUGUCCCUCCUCGAUCCCAACACCGUCGCUGUCAGUCUCCAAAUCUUCCAUCGGCGUACUAUAGAAAAACUACAUCGUGAUAUCGAUGCAGCUCACAUUUUUGGCACUGAGCAAGCCUCUGGGGAAUCAGGAGCGUCUACUGGCCAGUCUUCGCCGUGCCAUCAGUUGUUUGGGAGCGACGAUAAUCCUCACUGGCUAACUAGGUUACUGGUCAUGCAGAUCCUAGCGCUAGCGGGGUUGCGGAACGCAAUACUCAAACCACCACCCGCAGCCAUUCGCGUUCAGGAGGUCAUCUCCGUAUGGGCGCGAAUUGGAGAACUCUGCCGGGCCGCUGGUGACGAAUGUUCCUGGCAAGCCAUAUUGCAUGCGCUGUGCUCGCGUCCGGUAGCGCGAUUGACCAAAGCCUGGAAACGCGUGGACAGACAGAGUUUGCUUGCUGUGGAGUCAUGGGUCUACCCUGAAAACGGUGGCCAUCCUGCCGUUGCUCGCGUGCCCCCUUCGACUGCUUGGGGAGGAGACUUGAACGAGCAGAUCCGAAAGCUUUUGAACCAGGCCAGCAACGACGGCGAAGAACACUGGCUAGUGCCUUCGAUGAUGAAAGCGAGGGAAUUAUUUAACGAUCUGAGGGCAAAGGUUUUAAUGUGUGCCAAUUCCUCUGUGGACGGUGGCUCUCCAACACAAGAUGUUGAAAAAUUGGCCUCUUUUUGGAAUGAAUAUUCGCAAGGGGCAAGUGGGCAGAGUGCAUUUUCGCUCAAGUUUCAGAGAAUCGAUCAGUUUAUGUCACUUUCCUUGGCUGCGGAGCCACGCCGGAAGGGUCUAUUCGAGCCUUACUUCUGGUCUCAGGCUUCCUCGGAACCACUACCGGCAGUUUCUCUCCUUGAACGGAGUCAGAUAUGGAGAGGUCGCCUCGAGAGCGGUCCGACCAAGUUCAGCGUGGAAGAAUUGCAACAAAUACGUAGUCUUGAUAUGUCUCUCCGUUCUCCCGGUAGUAAAGACAAGCUAUUUAACGUUGGGGAUGUGGACCUCCGCGGCACGGCUAUACCAGUGUAUGACGGGGAACUAAUUGUCGUCGCACGUCCGGACAAAGACCCCGGACCCACUUCUCGGCCUGCUUCACGUGCACCAUCGCGGCCCCCUAGUUCGGUUGUUGAUGGCUCAGGAAAUGAGAAGGUCAUGACGCGUUCGCCCUCUAUCCGAGUUAAACCAGGUUCCUCGCAAGGUCUUGAGCGAAAGAGCAGCGUAGCGCGGAGAAAUUCCUUACCUUCAAUAUCGUCGCGACCGAAUCCAGUCAUCACCGAGGUUUCGUCCGAACGACCUAUUCGAGUGUUGGUCCAAGCAGGAACUUUGGACCGACUGGUGAAUGUGCUUAUCCACGGACUGCAAGGCGUUUCCGUCGCCGUCGCAGACGACAACGGAGAGACCUCUUUGAGGGACGGUAAUACCAGAGAUUUGAUUGUCGACCAUGCUGAUUUUUCGAGGGUGUGGUGGACCGUGUUCCGAAGCUUUGUCACGCCGAUCGUUUUCUUUGAGCUCCUGAGUAAACGCUUUGUCUGUAGCAGACCUUCCAGUAACUCGUCUUCUGGUGGACCAGUGCAAGUGCUGCGGUAUCAGUCGGAGAUUCUGGCAACCGUGAAAGAGUGGGUUACGACGGGUGGUGGUGGACAAGACUGCCUCGAUGAUACGUCGCUGUAUGAGACAGCCCGAACAUUCUUGGAAAAACCUCUGGACCGUUCCGAAUUGGAUUCACUCCCAACUAAUGAGGACCCUGAACUUCUGCAAGCAUGGAAGGCGCUGGAGACGAUGAAGAAUGAGACGCUCGCUACUUUUAUAUCCCACACUUUACGACCUCCAGCCCUUGUCGUGGCCAAUCCAAGACCAGUCAAUACAUUUGGACAGUCUCGCACGUUUGGAAGUCAAGUGCCAGAUAUCGAUCACGUUAGCGCGGAAGACUUAGUCGAUAACUUGAAUGCGAUGGGUCUUGCUGCUUUCAGCAAUGUCACGGAGGAGGACCUCUUCACUGCAGCGGAUUUGCUCGAAGUGCAAAGCGCCGACCGUACUGGCUGGUUCACAUCUCGUGACCCUGGCUACACAGAUGACGUGGACAUUCAAACGAUGUACUCGCAUCUCCUGGAUGUGGAGCCGUCCCCGAUGAUAUCCGAGCUAUCUCAAGACUCCGUUUAUCGUCUCCUACCACCCGGUAUCAGAAGCUGCGUCCGAGCCUACAGUAUUCUCCGAAAAUGGCUCAUAUCAAAGCUGGUUGCCCCCAAGCUCGGGGUCAGACAACGUCAAAAUAGAAUGGAUCUUUGUCUGCGUGUUUUGGAAAUUGCCCGAUUACGCAACCUGGACAGAGGUGCUGCCUCGUUGGGGCCAGCCGACCGAGCAUGCGUGCGAUCGUUCGUUGAAGCUGUAGUCACGGCUGCCGUCCUCAGCCCCGAGAGCCGUAUGCAUCAUCGUCCAUGGCAAAAUGUGGCCAACAUUCGUGGUGUUCAGUGUGACAGCCUGACUGCGCUCCUUUCGAGGCAGACUGUACCGAAGAAGUCGUACGGCGAUGCUCUCGUUGUCGAUAUUAGUUGGCUGCUGGAACGUAUUCUGGAGAUCGUCAGCGUUCCUAAUACUGUAAGCGUAUCGCAGGACAAUCCUCAGUGUAUCAUCAAUCUCGACAAAAGGAGGCAUCUGUGCGAUUUGAUACUCAAUUCCCAGUCGCUCUCGUCCAGGGGAGGUCGCUUGCGCGAUGACGUUGAUCGUAAGGACUUCGAGCGCCUUUAUAAUAUCGAGAAAGAAGUCUCAGCGCUCCGCUUUGACCAUCGAUCUAUCAAGGACGAAGCACAAAAGGAAGCGUUGCAAGCCCAAGCCGGCGGUUCGACGCCAGCAAAGAAGACCCGUCCCUUCCAGCGACUUGUUGCCUUCCAGCAGGAGAAGAAUAAACGAGACAAGUACCUGCACGACCGACUUAGCAAAGACAAGAAACAGGAGCAACUUCGUAACGAGAGGCGAGACGACUACCUGAACAAGGCGAUGCGGCCUCGCAAGCCAAUGACCCAAGCACAAAAGCAACACCGCAUCAAAAAGAGUUACUCGUCUGCCUUUUUCCAGUUGAUGCGACCUAUCUCGAGCGCCUUCACGGACAAUACGCAUUCGUUCGCCACGAAGAAAACUCCAGCUGAGCUAGACUUCACGCCAUCGGGGAAGCCAUCUUUAGUUCUUUCUGUGGUGGAUGCCAAGGUCACCCAAGUUGUCAAUAACGAGAGGUCCUAUGUAUUCCAGUUGGACACGGAGGACGGUGGACACUACCUGCUGCAAGCAAAUUCCAAACCUGAAAUGGUGAGGUGGAUGGACCAGAUUAAUAAGGUUUCCAAGACAGCUGCGAAACGACGUCUCACGUAUCUCGGCAACUCUCCAAAGCCUCAGUUGUCUGAUCAUAUCCAUGACCAUAUUGUCGCACCCUCGGCAUCUAGACAUCCCACAGCAGUGUUUGGAGUUGAACUAGACUUCUUACUCCAGCGAGAGGCGGGUGGUGCGGAUGUCGAACCUGGGACUAUUCCAUCUGUGAUUCGCAGGUGCCUGUAUGAGGUCGAGAGCCGUGGUUUGAGCGAGGUCGGGAUUUAUCGUAUUGCUGGGGCGGCCUCGGAAGUCAACAGUCUUCGCGAGGCUUUCAACAAUGGUGAAAUGCCAAUCACGGAAAGCACAGAUAUUCAUGCGGUGUGCGACUUGAUAAAGUCGUGGUUCCGUUUAAUGCCAGAACCUGUCUUCCCAUCUUCUGCAUACUUUGGAAUUAUUGAAGCUAUAAAAAUUGAAAACCUCAACGCACGACUUGCCUGUAUUCGCCAUAUCGUCCGCCAUUUACCGCAAGCGAACUUUGAUCUACUCAAGCGAGUCGCAGAGCAUCUCGAUAAAGUCACCGAUUAUGAAGAGUACAACCAAAUGACUGCUGAGGCCCUGGCAAUCGUCUUCAGCCCCAACCUGUUACGUGCGCCAAAGAACGACUUCGCGCUUAUCUUGGCCAACAUGGCUUACACUCACAAGCUUGUCAAAGCUCUUAUCACUCAUUUCCAUGUCAUAUUUGACGAAGAUCACGAGGGCGAAAAUGAUGCGGAAGAAGAUGAAAUGGAAGAGCCGAUCCUUGAAGAAGAUGAAGAAGACGAGGAGGACAUGCCAUCUCAAACAGUGGAAGAAGAGUGA